Messenger RNA from Corticium candelabrum, 1915 nucleotides. RefSeq names its product trichohyalin-like. The record is from RefSeq and is a predicted model, not a curated record. The coding region runs from base 69 to 1685 and encodes 538 amino acids. NCBI's taxonomy places the organism in Eukaryota, Metazoa, Porifera, Homoscleromorpha, Homosclerophorida, Plakinidae. The transcript has 8 exons.
UAGCCAAAUCAUCAAUUUUGCAAUUUGUUGCGCUUUCUAAUUCUUUGUCGACACUGUGGCGUGCGGUGAUGGAUGAAGAUUUGCUACACGCGAGGGCUGGAGAGACGCCGCUGUACUCAGUCGACAUGUACACGUCUGCUGUACCGUCCACGACGCAAACGAUGUCUCCAAGGGGUGUUGAAAACCCUCCAUUGGCACAAGCUAGGCAGCCUCCAAGGCCAAGGCCAAUACCACGUGCGAGAAAUCGCCAGACAGCAGCAGGGCAUGAGACGUAUCGUCCUCGUGCGACCAAAAGCAGUGAAAUCCAAUCCACCAACUUUCCAGUUCUAGCUGACAUUCCAAGCAGUGCCCCACCGACUACAACCCACCGUCAUGAUAAUCCCUGGCUCAAUGAACACAACUAUCACCAUGACGACGCAGACCUCUACACAUCAUUCCAACCGACUACAAACCAACCAACUCAUCACACAACCAUCCAAGCACAGGCUAAUCCCACCAGCUCUGUGGACAGUAAUGCAAGUGAUGAUCUCUAUGGUGGACCGUAUAGCAUCAACUAUCAAAGCAUGGGACAGAGAGUGGCCGAGUAUGAGCAGCAAUUAAGGAGAAAGGAUGAGACGAUAGGAUUAUUACAGAUGGAGCUAGAGAGAUGUAGGAGACGGUUGAUGUCACAAGACGAAUUGGAGAGGAAGGAGGGUUUGGUGGAAAGUCGAAGAGUGGUAGUGCAGCAGCAAGAAGAAAGACAACGGAGGUUGGAAAGUCAAUUGAGGUUGGAUCGAGAGGCUUUGGCUCGUCAACGAGAAGAAGUGGAAAGGGACCGGGCUGCAGUAGGAGAGAAUCAGUUCGUAUUCUUUAACAAAGACAGACAACUAAAACAAUCGUAUGAAGACAUUCAAACACAAAAGCAGGAGCUCGAAAUGCGAGAAGCAAAGCUGACCAACUGGGAAAGACGUUUGGGGGAGACAGAACAAGAAAUGAAGAGCCGGGAGAGAAAGGUUGAAUUGGAUGCCCGCGAUGUUGCCAAACGAUCUCAAGACGUCGAGAAACGUGAACGAGAUAUUGAGAGACAUGAAUAUGAACUCGUACGACAGCAAAUGCAUACGCAGCCGCCCGUGUUGGGAGAUUUUGAGAGAGAUAGGAGGAGUGAUGGGACGUUGCUAAGAACGGUGGUAAGUGAUGAUCCUUUGAGACGAAGGCAGCAGUUGAGUGAUGAUGAGGAGCUGGCUCGAAGACUGCAGGAGGAAGAACAAAGAACGGGGCUGGUAACAAGUCCAAGUCAGCCGAGGCACCAGCCAUCUCUUGCUGAUGACGCUGCAAUUGCUAGACAACUACAGCAACAACUGGAACUGGAAGCCAUUGAAGAGCAGCACCAGAGGUUACGGAGAGAGCAAGAACGUGGUGAGAGAGAAGCCGAGGAGAAGAGAAAGAGAAGGGAAGAGACUGAACGUCGCGACCGCGAAUUAGCAGAGGAAAUGCAGCGCCAGCUGAAUGCCGCACCUCGUGAAGAAAACGACGCCCUACUAGCCAGACAGCUAGCCGAACAAGACGAGGACGACAUACUAACUCAAAACCAACCCGGCGGUUACAUAACCGAAGUCGGCCAGACAGAUGACAGUCCACGAGCCAGACAACCAUCCGGGCAUUUCACCAUCGAACAAAUAGAACGAAAUUUGAAUUCAACUAACUGAUGGAUGCUGUUACCAUCACUAACCAUGUACUAUUGAUUGAGUUUGUAUUGUGUUUGUAUUGAGGGUUGGGACUGGAUAUCAUCCAUUCUGUAGUGACUUGCUGUCGUAAUGGGUGAGGAGUGUAGGUGUGGGUGAUGUGUGGGCGUGGUGGGAAUUUUUGUGAAUAUUGUUUAGUUAGGAUUGGAUGAUUUGCAUUAUGUUGUACAGUUGAUGGGAAAUGUGCUGUUGGA